UAGUAUUUACAUUUUGUGGUGUACGUGCGGAGCAUGGACGUUGAAGUUAAGUGAGUUAGGCCUAGUUGGUUUGAUGUCAAGGUUACAAAAUGGCAUUAUUUCGGAAUUUCAGUAAAUUCAGAGCUUUUGCAAAUGAUGUGCAGACCUUAACAGAGGGUUUCUGCUUCAACACACGGGCAAAAGCAGUUACAGUGGUCGGGACACUGGACAACAGCUGGAGAUCUCUACAGCUGCAUACACCUGUUACAUCUUUCACCACAUACCAAUAUAGGGUAUCAGACUGGCACCUCUUGGCUCAUGGAUACAAGCCACAUCCGAUAGUAACAGAUGAUGUGUUGAUCUCAUCAAGCAGCAGUUGGGGGCGGAGCUUAGUCAGUGGACGUGGCUUCCAGACCAAGUCUCACCCCGACCACAGCACCCUGACUCAAAGUUCCAAGACGGAGAAUGGCGCCGAGUCAAAAACAGAGAAAGAUGCCAUGCAGGGAAAACAAGAGGAUUUGGCGCCCGACGCCGGGCGUAAGGACGCGGAUAGCAGCGUCGAGGCAAGACAGGACAGCGAAGAACAAGACGAGGAUGACGAUGAUGAGCCAAUUGUCGCCAAGUACGACGAGACGGGUAAGCCACUGAGUAACUGGACCAGGAUGAAGAUGAUGAUGAAGGCGUAUGGUUACGUCAUCAUUCCGGUCCACUGGGUCAUCGCCCCGUUCUGGUUCGGCGCAUUCUACUACACCAUUAAAAUGGGUGUGGAUAUUGCGCCCUUCCUCCUCAAGAUUGGCAUCAGCGAGCACCACGUCGCCACGCUCAAGAACUCGGGGGCCAGCAACGCCCUGAUGGCCUACGCCCUGUACAAGAUCUUCACCCCGCUGCGCUACACGGUGACGGUAGGGGCCACCGAGAUGACGGUCCGGUACCUGAGACGGAAGGGUUACAUGAAGCACCCGCCGCGCAAGGAGAAGACAUAUCGGCAGUCACUGAAGGAGACUGUGCAGGAGGUCAAAGACAGAAUCGACAACAGAAAAUGAAGCAACGAGAGAGAAAGAGAGAGAGAGAUAGAUAGAAAAAAAUGAAUCAGGAAGAGUCUUAUUGAUGGAACUGUACGGAGAAACAUCUCACGUCUGUCAGCGUUGCCACCAGGGUCAAAGGUCAUUAAGCCGAUGUGCCGAAAAUAUGGCGUCAGGUCUCAUCACUUGCUGGUAACUGUUUGUGUGCUUGUGGAAAUUUAUGUGCUGGAGGAAAUGUCUCCUAAAAUCACUAGUGCUUUUUAACUUGUGAUUUUUUUUUUCUGGUGAGCCAUAGCGUAAAAUGUACCUUCACAAAAUAAGAAAUUGAAGAAUUUUGAUAAAAAUGCUGUGUGUGAUUGUUAAAAUUCAAACUUGUCAAGAGUUUUUCCAGACUAUCCCAGAUACUUCAAAAUCCAGAGAGAGAUUUGGACAAUUUUGCAGAAAAUAAGCAAUGAGAUGUCACCUACUGUGACUUUACAUGACACUUACGUACCCCUGUAAUGUCAUUAACUUCCUGCAUCUGUGAAGGAUCUCAGGAAUAUCUUUAAGAUUGUUGGAGAGAUUGGUAGCUCUUUGCCGAUCUGUCCGUGUUAGAAGACCGCUUGUAGCACAUUUGAGCAAGGAGCACAGUCGGAACCUUUGCCUUGCUACCAUUCCCCUACAUUUGCAACAUCUGAUGAUGAAAGUACAGGGGUAGGGAACCAGACUAUCUUCCAGUGUCAAAGUGUACAGAGUACCAAAGUGACUGUGUCGCGCACACCAUCAUGUGUGUGAGAGGCGUUAGGCAGAGAACCGGCGCGUGAACCGUCAUGCACGCAUAGUCCAUUCGUUUGCACCGCACCGCAUGGUUCAAAAUGACAUCACACUUUAGUAUAGUGUUGUAUUGAACUCACUGGGUUCAUUUUAUUUCAUUUUGUAUCUCUCUUAAGCCCCAAGGAUUUUCCGCUUAUAUUGAUGGAUCAUUUUGUAUUCAUUGUACAAAUGUGGUAGCUUUCAUGUACUUCCAUGGGCUCAAAGAGAACAUUUAGCUUAUUGCUGCAAUCAUCAAUCAAUUGUUACUACAUGUAGUAAAAAUGUCUAUUCAAGCCACCGAUAAAAUUGUUUUGGCUGAAUUAUAGAAUUUGAUGUUCCAUUGCAUGGAUGUAUACUGGUUUUUAUUGUUUAUUUUGAUAAUCAGUGACAUCAAAUGAGUAAUUGGCCUGUCUCCAUUCAGUUUCUGUUUUGAAAAUCAACGAGAGGUCUCAGUUUGCUUUGCUGUCCACUCCAAGCGAAACAAAAGAGGGCGCGUUUCAUUAGCACUCAUCGCAUAGGCGCUGAGUACGCAUAACUAAUUUACUCCGGCAUGUAUGGUCUUCGCGUACAUGCAGAACUCAUGCAAGAACCCACUUGUAACCACCUGUCUUUCUCUUUGCCCAUAGGGGGUGCUCUUCCGCUCGGGGCCGAUAGGGGAGGUUUGGUUAAGUUUGGCAACCUUUAAAGAAAUGAAUGUGGCAUCUGCUGCAAACAGUGGUUAAAGAUCUGUUUUUACUGUAACAUAUUGAAUUGUUUUUAAGUAGAUUCUAAAAUCGAAACAAAUGGUGGAUGAACUUGGAUGCUUGAUGGUUUGGUAGUCUUGUUAAAUGCGUGGCUGUAGGUAAUACUUCAUACUUGAAGAUCACAGUGAAGUGUGAAGUGUCUGGUACAAACUACAUGUAUUUCAGAGUUGUUGCAAAUGGAGAUAAAGUACAUGUGGCAAUAAUGAA
Molecule: messenger RNA, 2743 nt
Organism: Acanthaster planci (crown-of-thorns starfish)
Lineage: Eukaryota; Metazoa; Echinodermata; Asteroidea; Valvatida; Acanthasteridae
Cellular component (GO): mitochondrion
Source: RefSeq, a predicted model, not a curated record